AUGUCUGGCCAACAUAAUACAGGUGACUGGUUGACACGCGGCAGAGCACCAGAGGAGCUGAACAACGAUUCUCAUUGGCGGAAUGGACCGCCGAUUCUAUACCGACCGAUAGAAGAAUGGGGAUUAAAGUUUAACCCAAAGAAAGAACCACUCCCCGGUGAAACGAAAGUCCAUGUUGUAGCAGCAGCGAGCGUAGAGGCAUUGUUGAUCGACUAUGAAAGAUUCAGCAAUAUCAACAAAGCUAUUUGGGUCGUCGCCAGAUUGCUAAACAUUGCGAAGAAAAGUUUUAAAGGCGGAAGGACUCUGUCCAUCUCGGUUAAGCAAUUACAAGAAGCCGAGAACUUUAUUGUUAAAGAAGUUCAGAAAUCAUUUGAAAGUGAACUGACAAAAACUGACCGCAAAGGCAGAAAAGGUGGUCGUGUCGCUUGUUUGAAUCCAGUCCAAGAUGAAAGUGGACUGUGGGUAGUGGGACAGCGCCUGAAGAACAUAAAUCCCAUGACAGUGGAUUCUUCGCUGCAAAAGCUAUUGCCCUACCGACAUCAUGUUACCAGAUUCUUCAUGCAACGAGCUCACACUUCUGGUCAUAGAGGGCGUGAUGCAACCUUAGCACGAUUCCAUCAACUCUACUGGGUAACCCAAGGAAGCAAACUCGCUCAAUCAAUCAAGAGUAAAUGUCAGAUCUGCAAGCUACGAGAAGCAAAGUUCCUCGAGCAGCAAAUGGGACAAUUACCGGAAGCAAGAUUGAAACCAUCUCCAGCUUUCAACCACGUAAUGAUAGACCUUUUCGGACCCUACUCGGUUCGUGAAGAAGUACAGAAAAGAACAAAUGGCCCUUAG
Messenger RNA from Paramuricea clavata, 837 nucleotides. The record is from the annotation of a GenBank genome assembly. NCBI's taxonomy places the organism in Eukaryota, Metazoa, Cnidaria, Anthozoa, Malacalcyonacea, Plexauridae.